AUGCGUUUCACCUCCAUCAUCGUCACCGGCGCUCUCGCCAUCCUGGCCUCUGCCCAGUCGACCACCAGCACCGCUGCCUCCGCUGCCUCUUCCGAGCAGGCUGCCAUCGCCGACUGCCUCAAGUCCUGCCCUGCCACCGACGUCGGCUGCCAGUCCAAGUGCAUUUCGGUCCCCAACCCCAACGAGAGCCAGGUCAACCAGACCACCGCUUGUGUCGCUGCAUGCCCCCAGGGUGACGGUUCCCCCGAGCAGACUCAGAAGUACGCCGACUGCUCCCAGAAGUGCAUCAGCGAGUACUUCUUCAGCAGCGGCGGCACCCCUGCCGCCACCGGCGGCUCGGGCUCCGGCUCGGGCUCAGGCUCGGGCUCGGGCUCCGGCGGCUCUGCUGCCUCUGCCACCGGCUCCGUUGCUGCCGCCACUGGCUCUGCUUCCCGCACGGCCAGCGCCACCGGUGCCUCCGGUACCGAGGCUGCCGCCAGCGGAAGCUCUUCUCCCAACGCUGCUCCCAACGCUGCCCCUGCCCUCAUUGGCUCUGCCUCGUUCGGAGUUGUCGGUAUUAUCGGCGCUCUCCUUCUUUAA
Colletotrichum graminicola M1.001 is the source of this 579-nucleotide messenger RNA. RefSeq lists its product as uncharacterized. The coding region runs from base 1 to 579 and encodes 192 amino acids. The record is from RefSeq and is a predicted model, not a curated record. The transcript is spliced from 2 exons. Lineage: Eukaryota; Fungi; Ascomycota; Sordariomycetes; Glomerellales; Glomerellaceae.